Babesia ovata is the source of this 2049-nucleotide messenger RNA. Its product is annotated as killing trait family protein, putative. The transcript is spliced from 3 exons. Lineage: Eukaryota; Apicomplexa; Aconoidasida; Piroplasmida; Babesiidae. The record is from RefSeq and is a predicted model, not a curated record. Bases 1 to 2049 code for a protein of 682 amino acids.
AUGGCAAACCCCGCCGGUGACGGUUCAGACAGCGCGAGGAGGAGACGCAGUAGCCAGCGGGUUACGGUUGCCCGCAAUUACACCGAGGAUGAUUACGAUAACCUUUCAGGGGACAAUAGCGACGAUGAGGAAUACGAUGCAGAGGAAGCUGGGGAGGAAGACAAUGCCGACGAAAGCGAGCGAGACUAUGAAUUCACUAACGAACGCCCGCCGUUGACAGUAGCACAGACAGAGCCCGGUGAGGUCGAUCUGCAGUAUACGUACAGGCCCACGCUGGACUCCAGGAGGUUCACCGAAUGUUCAACGGAGUCAUUUCAGACGAACAUAGGCACGAUGGGAAAUGCUGAUCAUAUACUGCAGGACGCGCACAACCUGUACUACAGCCAUAUGCCCAGGGUGUUGGGGACGAAUUUCAGGUUCCAGGUUGGGGAGGUCGCAUAUGCGAAGUGGCAUGGCGAGUUUAAUGUAGUCGUCAUCCACUUCGUUUCACAGAAACUUAUAACAGUGAUUGGUGAGUUCGAAACGAGCGGCUGUCUAUGCUGUGCAGAGGAACACGAACCAAGCGUGCCUGAGCCAAAUGUGGAAAGCACCACACAACCGACCACUAAGCGCAAAAGCAGAGCGGCCAAAGGCCGCAGAGCAGCCGGCGAAGAUGGAAUGGCAGUGGACAGAUUGGGGAGCAGCGAUGACACCGACAUCACUGAUGACGGCGACUACGAAUAUGAACCCGAGUCAUCAGCGGAGAAUGAAACUACCUCUGUCAGCCGCGUUGGUGCAGAACCCGCCGCAAAGCAGAGUGCAAAUGCGCCAGAGCACAAAUUUGAGGAAGAUGUGGACAAUAACCUGGCGCUGUUCAAGGAUCCGUGGUCUACGAGACUCUACGCUAAGGUGAACGAAAUGCAGGCGUUGCCGUUGCGUAUUGAUAAAGACACACCCCCAGAUGUGUUGGCGUGCGGCGCCGAUCCGGAGAGGCCGGAGAAGGAGGUAACCCGUCCCACCAGGACGCUCAAAAGAUACUUCAUGCCCAUGUAUUUCGUGUCAUUCCCGGGAUACAAAAAGAAAUGCGCCAAGUCGUUCAGGUUCUGGGUCAAGGAGAAGGACCUGAUCAAGUUCAACAGGGUCAGGCCUAGCCCGGGCAAGUACUCAAGGGGGCACGUUGUGGAGCAGUGUGAGACCACGAACGAGACUGACCAGGCGUGGGAGGAUCGUGAAGUUCAGGACAUCAACGAGUACGUGUACGAUGUCGUUUACAAUGUCUAUAACAACAAGUCGAAUAGCAAAUUCAAACCGCCCGAGCACCUGCCGUGGUGCCUACCCGCCGCGCUAAGACGAUUGGUGAAGUGCGAGCACGCGCGUAUACUCCAAGCGCAAAAGAAAGACCUGAACUUCUACUCAAUCGAAAUCGCAGAGGCGUUCUCCGCAGCACCGCUUAAGGAGCGGCUAUCUGCUUACGCAAUAGUGCAAAACUUCAAGUAUAUCCUCAUCCUGAUGAACACCCUCGUCAGCAAGCAUGGCGGGAGAAAGACUAACUCAAAGAGCAAGGCGGAUUUGGUAAACGCUGCACGGACGUACGGCGAAAGCGAGAUGGUUGACGAGGUCGACGUGCCUUCGCUGCGGUUCAUGGAGCAGCUGGAAACGAGCAUCGGAACGGAUCUCAACGCGCAGCAGUUUCACGAAAUCUACGUGAACAACAUCUACUGGCUGGAUAUCUACCUGGAUUAUAUGGACAAUAUGUAUCUCCACACCCACUGCUACACCGAAAAGGAGCACGAGUUCCUCUACAUGACGUCCUAUACGGAGGACAGGCCUCUGUCGCGCAUACUCGGUCUCGAACACCUUGCCCGCAUGUUCUGCUACCCGGUCUUGUACACCGCGUUGCUGAAACGGAUAACAGCAGACGGCGAGCCGCUGCAGGUGUACAUGCCGAUAACCCAGCUGUUGCUGCACUAUUUGGCCUUCGUUUCGACGGACUACAUGCACAGCCAAAAGUAUAUGCCGUCGCACCUGGAAGGUGGGCUGUUCAAGAUCAGCCACUUAAAAGCCAGCUGA